UAGUUCAUUUCUUCUCUGACACGCUGUCGGUGCAGAGCUGCCGGGGCUGGUGGAUUAAAUUACCCGAAACAUGUAACCAAAAUUAUUUAUUAAAAACAAAGAUAAGCAGAAGUCACACUGAAGAGGUUUUUGUGUUGUUUUGGUUUGUGUUUUUGUUUCCACGAGGCCUGCGAAAUGGCGAGCGCGAGCGCGGAGUGAGUCUCGCGGAAGAAAGUGCCAUUCGGCUGCACCAUGCAGGGGAACAGAGGCCCCGGCCGUCUUCCCCAAUUAGUGACUCCGUCCAACGGAUCAGCGCCUUACACUAUGACCCGGGUCGUACCUGUGAGAUCUCCGCCCCCUGUCAAAGCCCUGCCUCCACCUCCAGCACGUCCGAAGCCACUGGCUCCGCCACCGGCACGACCGCCUGCCGUUCACCUUCCGGAAAUCCCCAACUGGCAGCAGAGGAAAAACACGUACAUCUGCACCGGGGUCUUCUUCGGCCUGCUCUUCUUCGUGAUCAUCCUCGUCAUCAGUCUCAGCUCCAGCCAAGUCCUCGAUAAGAACUGUCCUGACCACAACCUGACCCUGAGUGACUGGAACCCGGGACAAAACCCAAAAAAGGCUGUGGUGGUGCGUAAUGGACAACUGUUCAGGCUGACUGCAUCAGCAACCCUCCACUCCCUCACCAUCCAAUCAGGAGGGUCAGUGGUGUUUGCCGAUCAUAAAGAAGGUUCGUACAACAUUACUCUACGAACACACUACAUUUUGAUUGAAGAAGGAGGCGCCCUUCACGUCGGUGCCCCAAAGUGUCGCUAUCGUUCCCACGCCACCAUCACGCUGAUGGGCCGCUCAGACGAUGCCUCCGUUUCGCCCGUGCCCGGUUUCGGUCGCAAGUUUGUGGGCGUGCGUCCCGGUGGCACGCUGGAGCUCCACGGCCUGCAGCGGCCAUCCUGGACUCUACUGACACGUACCGUGCCUGCCACAGGCCUGGCAGCGGGCAGCUACGCCUUCCAGAGGAACUUCAGCCGGGGGAUCAACCUUCGCGUGGUGGACCAGGACACGGGUGCUUUGCUAAGGACAGAACGCUUCGACACGCACGACUCGCAGAACGACAGCAGGAAGCUGACCCAGAUGCUGCAGUUGCUGCCACGCGGGCGCAUCGUCGCUCUCGCCGUGGGCGACUCGGCCGUCAAGAGCCUCCUGGACGAGACCAAGAAUACCAUCCAGGGGCUUCUGGGCAGCCGCCAUGUCCGUGAGCUCAAAUACAGGCAGGCGUGGGCGCUGGUGUCGGUGGUCGGUGGAGGAAACGGCUCAUGCGUAGAGGAAGUACGUGAACACGAGAACCACGACACGGGGGGAAAGGCGCUGGCUCGGCGAGAUUUCGUCACUGUGGACGGCGUGCGAUUCUUCGUGUCCGCCUACAGCGAGUGGUGGAACGGUUACCCCAUUUCGGGAUUCCAGGUGGACGUGGUGGACCAGGUGAUCCUGAACGUACAGGACGACGUGAGCGGCUGGAGGCCAGGAGACAGGAUCGUGGUGGCCAGUACUGAUUAUUCCAUGCACCAGGCCGAAGAGUUCACACUGCUGCCCUGCCCCCACUGCACCAAAACACAGCUCCGGAUACAAGGGAAGCCUCAGUUCACUCACAUGGGUGAGAUCGUGGACGGCGUGGACAUGCGCGCUGAGGUGGCUCUGCUCUCCAGGAACAUCCUGAUCCACGGAGAGAUGGAGAGCUCCUGCUAUGGGAACAACUGGUGCCAGUACUACACCCACGACACCUUCGGAGGACACGUCAAGAUCCUGGGAAACUUCUCGUCAGUGCACAUGUCUCAGGUGGAGCUGAAGCACAUGGGACAGCAGGCGGAGAGGGACAGCCACCCGGUCCACUUCCACAUGUGUGGUGACGUGGACGAGGGCCGCGCCUACCUGGACUCUCUCUCCAUCCACCACUCGUUCUCCCGCUGCGUCUCCAUCCACGCCACCAACGGCCUGCUGGUAAGGGACACGGUGGGAUACGACACGCUGGGUCACUGUUUUUUCCUGGCGGACGGAAUCGAGCAGAGGAACACGUUUUACCACAACCUGGGAUUAGUGACCAAGCCGGGGACCAUCCUGCCCACGGAGCGCAACGACACCAUGUGCACCAAAAUACUCGACCGAGUACAUCCCGGAUACGUGCCGUCUCCCGCCACCGAGUGCAAGGCCGUGUCGACGUUUUGGAUCGCCAACCCAAACAACAAUCUGAUCAACAACGCAGCCGCCGGCUCACAGGACGCAGGAAUUUGGUACAUCUUUCACAAUUCCUCGACAGGAGACUCUCAUGGGCUCGUAACUGAGACCAAAGCUGAACUCACUCCGCUGGGGAUUUUCUACAACAACAGAGUUCAUUCCAACUUCAAGGCGGGGCUUUUUAUCGACAAAGGAGUGAAGACGAGCAACGCCAGCGCUGCAGAUCCUCGCGAGUAUCUCUGCCUCGACAACAACGCCAGGUUUCGUCCCCAUGAGAACUCUGACCCGACCAGGUUACGCGUGGCUGCUCUCAUCGACACGCUGAUCUCUUUUAAGAACAACGACCUCGGUGCCUGGAUCCGUGGCGGUGACAUCAUCAUAAGGAACUCUGGAUUUGCAGACAAUGGUGUCGGACUGUCAUUUGCAAGUGAUGGCAGUUACCCUAAGGACGUGGGCUCCAGUCAGGAGGUGUCCGAGUCCAUAUUUGUGGGCGAGAGCGGGAACCGCGGCACCAACGGAGGACAGAAUAAAUACUGGGGUGUUGGAGGGGUGGAUGGCAAUCCGAGGACACUGCCCCGAAACAAGACGUUCCCCAUUCGCGGGUUUCAGAUCUACGACGGACCGGUGCGGCUGAUGAGGAGCACGUUCAGGUCGUACACGCCGACUCCGGACCGUUUCACCACUGCUGUGGGCUUCAGCCUCAAAAACGCCUGGCAGCUCACGCCGAGGAACAACCUGUCCUCGCUGUCCUUCCUGCCCAGCGUGACCCUUAGGGCGUUUUUUGGCCGUCCUGGUCAGUGGUUUGAGGACAACGAUUUGGACGGGGACAAAAACUCGAUCUUUCACGACCUGGAUGGCUCGGUGAGCGGCUACCCCGACGUGUACGUGGUGAGAGCGGACAACUUCCUGCUCCAACACCGUGACUGUGUGAAGGUGCCGCAGUGGAACGGGUGUGUGUGCAGCGGUCGCUACGCUCAGGUGUACAUAAAGACGCAAGGCGUGCCCAACCUGAGCCUGUCAAUCAUCAGGGACGAGUAUCCUGAUAAGCCCUUGGUGUUGAGGGGCAUUAACAGCCAGACUGCACUGUCGCAGCAGUACCAGCCCGUUCUGAUGCUGAGCAAGAGCUACACGCUGCACUGGAACGGCCGUGCACCGAAAGAAAUCGUCCUCUUACUCGCCAACUUCGACCCAGGCGACUGGGCGCUCUUUGGCCUCUGCUACCCUCCAGACACGGUCUUCCAGGUGAUGUCGGAUAUUUAUGACCGCCAGAACAACGUGUUCGAUGGAUUGGAGGACUACGGCCCCGUCUCCUCCCUGGCCGAACUGGAAAAGCACAGACAGGACAGGAAGUACUUUUUCGACCGGGACGCUGGUUUGCUGUGGUUGUACACUCGGGCACGGCAUCCCCGUAACGGCCACAGUUACUGCUCUACCCGAGGCUGCGAGCGGGUGAAGAUCAUUGCCACCAUGAGCACCAAACAGACAACAUGUAACUGCACCGCUGCUGCUUACCCCAAGUACACCAAGGAUCCCAGUGCAUCAGUGCCCAUGCCUGCGCCAGUCACACAGCCCUGCAACAAAUGUGGAGCCUCAAAGCUGGUCUUCUCCAGUGACCCGUGGAACAGCUACCUCCAAACACAGAUCAAAUCCCUCAGUGUCGCCGAUGAGCAGAAGAACGACACGCGAGCCUUCAUCACUGUAAACUCCAAACAGUUCAACCUCAGUAAAACCGGCUUCCUCGCCGUCACCGUGGACGCCUGCACCGGCAAAGUCCUCAAGAACGUGUUUUUUCUAAAGCGGGACUCCAAAAUGGAGCAGUACUUCAGAGCUGAAAUUCCAGCACGGUCGAUUGUCCUGCUGGCCUCAAGAGGACAACCUGAUGAGUUUGCUGGUGUUGCGCAGUGUCUCGUCCCCCUGGGAGCGGCCAAAGUUGCAGACCUGCAAGGGAAAGGGAGUCUGUCGUUUUUUGGCUUCCAGGGAGCAUCGUCGCCUCCACCCUGGGUCUCCCUUCAGGUGAAUCGGGGUCAAGAGGUCAUAGAAAAAUAUAUCCCGCUCUCCCUCGAUGAAUAUUCGUGCACUCGAGACGCGGAGAAACCACAACGGAAAGAUCUAGAACUGCUGGGGAAAGCUCGGAGUUAAGACCGUACAAUGUGAACACAACAGGCAAAAGAUUGAAUGUGAAUUUAUGAACUGUUAUUUAUUUAUGGCGAACAAAAACACCUUUUUUUUGGUGGGGGAGGGGUAUUUUAUAGAGUACACUGUGUGUUUGUGAGUGUGUGUGUGUUGUCCUGUGUUUGUAUUUUGUCUCUAAUGGCACCGAGUGUUGCACUUUCAGGAAAUUCAACCAAACCAUCAGCAGGAAAGAUCCAAAUCAAACCGUACAGCAACAGCAGGAAAUUUUUUUAAAAAAAAAUCCCAUUUGACUGCUUGUGGAAGGAGCGUAAAUUCUGGAGCCGAAACAUUUCAACGGUCGAAACAGGUGGAAAAGCGGUUAAAUCGCCAAAAGAAGUAGAAAAACAAACACUUCAUGGGCAUGAACGUGUAACGCAAACGCUUGCACAGUAGACAAACAGGAAACACACUUAAGCAUCCAAACAAAUGACGCCAACCAAAACAAGUGGGAAACACAAACACUUAACCAGACAAGACAAGUAGAAAUCCAACACUUGACCAGUUUGAACUCGUUAAGAGAGAGGAUGGAGUCAGGGACGGUGUUUCAGGGUAGGUUUCAGUUGAAUCUAACCUCAGAGCCGUUUUAAGAAAACGUCUUCAACACUAGAACGCACGGAAGACGUCGUAAGCAGCCGUUGUGAUGGUGGUUAUUUUCCAGUGUACCGUAUAAAGAGUGUCAUGGCGGCGUGGGCUUCGUCUUCCCAUUACGGAGUGCGAGCGUGCUUCGAUUUCACUCUGAGAAACGACUGCGGCGUGGCUUCCAAACGCGAGAACGUAUUAUUAAAGAGUAAAGUUAACGGCGUUCUCUGCGACGUGCAGCUAGAGGUUGUAUUUCAUUUCGGUCAGUAAUCACCAACAACGUUCCUGCAGAUCUUCCUUCUUAAAGAAUUCCCUAAUCCAACACAGCAGUAGAUCCGAGUUCUGCUCUUCAUCCAAAUCCAAUCUGAUGUACACCAGAUUCAAUAAGCGUAAUCAUUCCAGACAGACUUACUGCGUUCUUUCCUUCUCAAUACAGCUAUAUUAAUAAUUCAGUACGCGGUCUGAAUCAUCAUUCUGUACCGUCGCUGUAUUGAGCUUCUAUAACUGCGACUCCCAUGCUGACUCCCUGGUGAUGAUCAGUGAUCAGUGAUGAGUGAUGUAGACCCCUGGAGAGGACGUUUAAAAAGUUCCGCUUACAGUGAUGCCAGUGGAGGCGACGGUGCUGUCUCUCACAUCCCCAUGAUAACCUUUUAAUUAAAGAUCCCGGUCCAUAGCGGAGGAUCAUGAACUCGAACGUCUUGAACUGAGCUGGGGAAUUUUGUGAACAGGGCCCAGGUUAUCGGGAGCAGGUUGUGUUGGAUUCGGAAACGGAAACGUGUAUGAACGGAGAUCUUUUGCGACGGUGCUGGUGACUAGGUUAGCCAAGUUGUUGAUUUUUAUAUAGAGCUGUCUUACUAAAUGCUAAUUAGGCAGCAGGCUGUUACUAAAUGCGCAACAAAUAAGGCAGAUAUAUAAUGCUCAGUUGAGAUGAGUGACUUCUUCGUGACGCGGUAUUUGUUUAAAUGGAUUUGAAUAAUAACUGCUGUCAAACACUAGUGUUUUUUAAGAUAGCCUUAAACGCUCUCCUCUGCACACAAACCCAUCUUAAAAGACAUCACUGUAUCUAUACUUGAGCUUUCUUCACCGCUCGGGUUUUGUUGGAUUCACUCCUCCAUCUUGUUUUCUACGUUUAUUUAUUAUUCUGUCAUUUCUCGUCGGACAGUACAGAACCGUUAAAAGAACUGCUGCUCGGAAACACUUCCCGACCGAACGUAAACGUCUCAUAGUAGGCAUGUGCUGACGUUAAACUUCACAUCCUGGUCGCUGCCAAAGGUUUUCGUUUCAAAAUGUGUCUUUAACUUAACAGAAAGAAGUAGAAACAUGUAUUAACGGGAAAUGCUGGCUUUACAUUCGUGACGAAUUUAGGAAUUUCAGAAGACUGCUAUCUAUAUGCUUUUAUUUCAAGAGUCAAAAAAAAGCCACCCACUCGGUCAGUCUCCAAUCACCACAUUUUAAAGUAUCCACAAUAACUAUCAUCUGUAUUGAACAUGUGUACACCACAGCCAUUUGAGAAUUAAAUGAACGUCGUGGAACGGCUACGAAACAAGUUAUACGUUAUAACAGUUACCAACAGUCAUUUCCUCACAAGCCUCUCUCUCUCUCUGUCUCUCUCUGUUUGUCUCUGUGUGUGUGUUAAGAGAGAAAAAUAAAACAGGUUGUCAUGUUACUGAGAAACUGCCACGUGCAAACUUGUGGGAAACCUUAGUUACAGCCUUACCUCCGUGCUGGCACUGGAGACUCCUUAACUGUUUCUUUACAGGAAACUCUGACCAAUCAGACGCGAGUAUUCAGCAGCGAUGGUGUAUAACUGAUUAUCGGAGCAUACCUAAGAGUAUUUACAAUACAGUAUAUCUCACUGUGCUGGAGCGGGACGCUUCAUACAACCCAGAUGCUCACUGUGCUCGUGCCAGACCUGAAAUGAACAUACUGUUAGAGUGCCUAAGAACAAAACCCGUCACCUUUCUGAUGUCUUCAGCGUUCCUUUUCUAGUAAAUUAAAUGCCACAUUGUUUGUAUUGCUUUAGGGAAACCUGCCUGCUUGUUAACCACUGUAUUGUUAAAGAUAGCUCUAUGAUAGUUGUUGUAAAAAGGUGUUGGGUUUUGUAGUGGUCUAAAGAAGCGUGCCGCAUGUGUGAGGGGCUUGUGAACCGUAUACGAGUGCCUUUUGCCUUUUUCCCCAAGUAUUAUUUUAUACAUGUUCAGAUGAAAGGUUUGUUUUCUAUAGUACUGCUUUUAUGCUGCAAUUUUGAUAAAACAUUUAUACCUUC
Messenger RNA from Ictalurus punctatus (channel catfish), 7225 nucleotides. It is a transcript of the gene cemip2, whose product is annotated as cell migration inducing hyaluronidase 2. The record is from RefSeq and is a predicted model, not a curated record. The coding region runs from base 232 to 4347 and encodes 1371 amino acids. The transcript has 24 exons. Lineage: Eukaryota; Metazoa; Chordata; Actinopteri; Siluriformes; Ictaluridae.